GAGAACUGGCGGGAGGCGCACGAGCGCGUGCUGGCUUAGCUGCCCCGGCGGCGGCCGAGAAGACGAGGAGAGGGAGGAGAGAAGGAGAGGGCGGGCGCGCGGGCGGCCGCCGGGGAGGCCUGUGGUGCCGUCGUCACACGGCGGAACCGAGCAGACGGAGGGAGGCGCUGCGGCCGCUCGGGCUCGCGCUUCAGCCGCCGCCGCCGCUGCCGCUGCCGCCGCUUCCUCCGCGGCGCUGGGACAGAGCCCCCACCCCACCCCCCGGCCGGGCGGCCGGGCUGCGCGGAGAGCCGCGGGCGAGCCCGUUAUCAUGUCGCUGAGACAGCGCCUGGCCGAGCUGCUCGUUUGCCUGCGGGACCCGCAGAGAGUGGCCAGCUUCCAGCGGCUGUGCGGGGUGGAAGAGCCGCGGCUGGCAGGGGCAGACCCUCCGCCGCUGGGGGAGCCCGGGGCGGCCCCGGAGGCGAGGGGCGGUCGCAGUCGGGACCGGGCGGCCGUCCCGGAGGGCGACGGGGGCAAGAUCCGAGGCUGCGGCGCCAGGAACGGUGUGAGGAAUGGGCUGCCGGAGGCCGGCGCGGACCCGGCCACGGCCGCGGCCACGGCCACGGCGGGGGAGCGAGAGAGCAAGGCGACCCUCCAGAAUAAAGUGCAGGGUCUGAGGCGCAACUCCCUCACCGGGGAGGAAGGGGAAGUGUACGGAGUGCGGAACUGGUUCCUCUUCUACUUGUUCUGCUUUGGCACCGAGCUGGGCAACGAGCUCUUCUACAUCACCUUUUUCCCCUUCUGGAUCUGGAACCUCGAUGCCUUGGUGGGCCGGAGGCUGGUGAUCAUGUGGGUCCUGGUCAUGUACCUGGGCCAGUGUGCCAAGGACGUCAUCCGAUGGCCCCGGCCCGCCUCGCCGCCCGUGGUCAAGUUAGAGGUUUUCUAUAACUCGGAGUACAGCAUGCCCUCCACCCAUGCCAUGUCUGGCACAGCCAUUCCCAUCUCCCUUGUCCUCCUCACUUACGGCCGCUGGCAGUAUCCUCUUAUAUAUGGACUGGUUAUUGCCAUCUGCUGGUGUUCUCUGGUUUGCCUAAGUAGAAUUUACUUGGGAAUGCACUCCAUUCUGGACAUUAUUGCUGGAUUCCUGUAUGCUAUUUUUAUCUUAGCUGUCUUCUAUCCAUAUGUGGAGCUGAUUGAUAACUUCAACCAAACUUAUAAAUAUUCUCCACUAAUUAUCAUCAGUUUGCAUUUAGCCCUGGGGAUCUUUUCUUUUACCCUUGAUACUUGGAGUACAUCACGAGGAGAUACAGCUCAGAUCCUGGGCAGUGGUGCAGGAAUUGCAUGUGGAGCUCAUACUGCUUACCGCAUUGGUCUAAUGUCAGAUCUUCCUCUCGAUACAUUACCUUUAGCUGUUCCCUCCAUCACUGUGACUCGUUUUGGAAAAGUCAUAUUACGAGUUCUAAUAGGAAUGGUAUUUUUGCUACUUAUGAGAAUUGUAAUGAAAAAGAUCACCAUCCCAUUGGCCUGUAAAAUGUUUGGUAUAAAAAGUGAUGAUAUUAGAAAAGCAAGACAGUGCAUGGAAAUUGAACUUACUUAUCGUUAUUUAACCUAUGGAAUGGUUGGCUUCUCUAUCACAUUUCUGGUUCCUUGCUUAUUUUUCCUUAUUGGCCUUUCUUGAUGGCCUAUCAUUUAUAAAAAAAGAUGGUAGUAUGUGAGAAUAAUUCUGAGGCAAAAGUCAGAUCAAUGCUUUUGCAGGAAUUUUACUUAAAUAAAUAUUUAAGUGAACGUAAAGCAGACAGUGCUUUUUACCACCGCAUCUGGAUAUUGUUUUGGAGAAUGCUGAGCAAUUUCAACAUAGAGAAAGUCAUGGAUAUCCCUUAAGUAUGAUGUUGUGGGGUGUUUUAUUGCUAUUGUAUAAUUUGGGUUAUAGAUCUACAUAUAAUAUAUAUUUAUGUACCUAAUAUAUACUAUAUGUGAAUCUUAAUAAACGAUGGGGCUGUAUAAAUAAACAAAUAAUAUGCAUACAGUUAUGCCUUUGUAUUUGGAUUUAAUAACCCAGGUAUGUUGUGAUAGCCUGACAAAAAAAUUUCCUUUAUCUAGAAUGUGAGCCAUUUAUUAAUUUAAUUACAUAGUUAAUGAAAACAAAAUUAGUAUGCAAACCACUUAUUUGUUUAUUGCCUCCCACUACCACCUUUCAUGCUAUACUUGUUGAUCUACACAGGAGGCAUUUAAUGGACCAAAUUUUAAGUAAAAUUAACUUUUGCAUUCAAAACUUUUUGGUUUCUUAUUCUUUUAGUUCUGUGUACAGUGUAAAAUACUUUGGUUUGUAUUCAUUCUUGUUAUUUCUGACAAUUCAGGUACUGUAUUUUACUGCUAAUUAAUUGUGCCUUUCUGUUGCUGAAUUAAGAAAUGCCAUGUAUACUGUGAUGUAAAGAUGGGACUGAUAACUUUAUCUUCAAUGACAUAUAAUUAGGGAAAUAUUUUUUUAAACUUAUGCUGAGAAAAUUCUGAAGCGUUUAGAAGUAAACCAUACUUCACACAGUCACUUGUAUGUUAAUAAAUAGAAUGAACUAAACUUUCUCAGUGACUUAACAGCUAAUGGAUUAUGUAGUCUGUAGGGUUUUUUGGUUGUUAGUGCAUUAUAAGUUAUAGGAAGAAGUUUAUUUUUCUUCACUUUGUCUUGACUGUAUUGCAGGUUGAUAUUUCUAGCAGAUGGAAAUGUAAUUGAAAUCUAGACUAGGGCAGUUGAACAUUAACUCAGCUUCAUUUAUAACAUUCUUCUUAAAACUAUUUCCAAAGGCCUAUAGUUGACAGUAUUGAUCUUUUUUGGUUUAACCCAUUUACUAGUGACUUAAGACAGAAUAAAUAAGUUAAAAGAAAGUAGUUAAUAACUAUCUCCAGAUCCUAUAAUUUUUCAGUUUUUUUUUCUCUUUAUAAAAUUUGGAUGCAGUAUUAGGCUGUCAUUUAUUCUGUUUACUUUUUAUAGUUUGAGGUUUAAUUUCCUUUGAAAUUAGGUUAACACUAUUUCCUAGGAUUAAGUAUGAGGAAAUUACUACAUAAACAUCAAGAUAAUAUAUUGGUGAUUUUAAUGCACUAUCUGUACUUUUGACCCAGGAAUAGCUUUAACAAUCUUUUUGUUUUGAUAAAUAAUAGCUAUUGCAGCUUACUGUUAUAGUCUUCUAAUUGAGAACUUGGGUUUAUGGCAACUGGCCUAAAUUCAAUCUGUUAACUACAAUUUAGGCAUUAAAAUUUACAGGCACUGAUUGAUAGCUAUUCUUUUUUUUUUUUUUUAAAGUGAGGCGAUUGGGGUUGAGUGACUUGCCCAGGGUCACACAGCUAGUGUUAAGUGUCUGAGGCCAGAUUUGAACUCAGGUACUCCUGACUCCAGGGCCAGUGCUCUAUCCACUUCGCCACCUAGCUGCCCCAGAUAGCUAUUCUUUUAAAGAUGAGAAAGUAACUUUUCCAAAUUGUUGGUCAGAAGAAUGAGUUUAGGGGAAUGUUUUCUAUAGGUCUGUUCUGUACUAUACUAUGCAUUUUUAUCAAGUUUAAAACAAUAUUAGCUUGAAUAUAUUCAUUGGUUUUUUCCUAUCCUAUGCUAAAUUUAUCUAAAAAUAAAAGCCAAAUUUAAGAUUUUCUUCCUUCUACAGAUUUGUUUCUGCACUAUUUGACAAACAUUUUGAACAGAUGAUUCGAAUUUUCAUUCAAAAAGGCUUUUCCCCUAAACAGUCUAUAUGUAGCUCAUUCAAGAUUAAACCAUUAGUUUUUGUCAUUGUGAAAUCUUAGUUCUAGACUUAGAAGAGACAUCUGGUGAUCUAGUCCAACUCCUCUUAGAAAUUAGGAAACUAAGUUAGUCAAGAGUUAAUUAGCAUUUAUAUGGCACCUGCUGUGGGACAAGCAAUGUGCUAAAGGUUGGAGGGCCCGACUGGGGCAGCCUGUAAGGGUAAACGAACUUGUCACAGAGGUAGUAACCAUCUUUUUGGUGGGAAGUCAAGCACUUCCUUAACAAUCUAAUGGGUCUUCCUUUUAUUCUUUUAUAAUAGCCUUGCAUUGUAGUGAAAUGUAUUGUUUCAAAGGCACCCUUAAAACGUUUUCUUAGAUUUAUGAAUAACAGUUCCUGGAAUAAAUGUAGAUUUCUUCCCAAAAUUAUGAUUUUGGUAUUUGCAAUUGAUAUGAAUGCCAAAAUUAAUCAAAAUGCUGAGAAAAGGUAACUUUUCAAUAGAAUGAAACUAUACUGAGAUGCAUUUUUGGAAGAGUUAGAAACUAGUUCAUUUAGUAUCAUUGAAAAAUGAUAACUCAAUGCAAAGUAGUCCUUUAAGCACUUUCCUCACAAUAACCCUAUGAAAGUAGAUAGUAUGUAUAAACUGUAUUAUCCCCAUUUACUAAUAGAAAGAUAAGCUCACAAAGACUGAUUCAUCCAAGUGUAGUAAGCAAGUGGCAAAGCUGAGAUUCAAACUCAUAUCUUAUGACUUUAGAACCUGUGCUUUUUGAAGAAAUGCAGAAAACUCAAGAUCUUAUGAAAAUUAUUAAUUUUGUCUAUUUCUUCAUAAUGAGAAAAAAUAUAAGAUCUUUUUAAUUACAAAAAAUAACACUUAUCUUUUAAGGGCAAUAUAACAAUGUAUAUCCAGUAAAAAAUGAAAAUCUUCAGCAAAAUAUUUGACAAAUGGUGAGCCUAAUUCAAACGCAACCAACUAUCAUAAAUUACUUCAUACAUACUGUAUAUAAUUAAUGCUUAUCAUUAGAAAUACUUUGAGCUCUUGUUUUAUUACUCAAAGUCCUUUUAUUCCUGUUAGUGAACAUACAUAAAAAUCUUUUGGUCAGCUUAUACCAAAAAUAUUUUCAAUAUAGCUUUAAAGGUGAAGUAGUACUUUAGGCUUUCUUGCUGAUGAAGAUUUUUUUAAAACCUGAUUAAAGGACAUUUUAAGAAAAAGUGAAGAAACUUUUGAGGCAAUCUGAAAGAUUUCCAGGUUGCUAAGCUGAUUAGUUUGUCAAGUUUUUAAAACUAUUACAACUCCAUUCAGAGUAAAAUAGGUUACUUUUAGUUUUUUAAAUUGAAACGAGUUUUUGUACCCAAUUUUGAGUGACUACGUAAGAUGUAAAUAAUUUAGCACAACAAAAAGAAAUGGCACUAACAUGACAUUUUAAGGAGCACUUUUGGAAAGAACUAUAGAACCCUGUAUAGAAAACCCUUUAGGGUUUCAAAUAAUCUCUGCAUGUUGUAUUCUUUUUUCAUUCAGUAUAAUUAGAUUAAAAAAAAUAUCUUUGGAGACUUUUACAUUCAGUAGACUCUAAUGUACAUUGCAUUGUACAUUACUUUUUAUAACAUACUAAAAAUGUGAUUGUUUUUGUAUCAUGGAACUACAGACUAGAAUGCUUGGCAGCUCUCUCCUUCAAAGCUGCCUUUGCACAGAGCUUCUUCAUAUUAAAAAGUACCUACCUAGGGGCAGCUAGGUGGCACAGUGGAUAGAGCACCGGCCCUGGAGUCAGGAGUACCUGAGUUCAAAUCCGGCCUCAGACACCUAACACUUACUAGCUGUGUGACCCUGGGCAAGUCACUUAACCCCAAUUGCCUCACUUAAAAACAAAAAAAGUACCUACCUAAAAUGUCUUCUGUCUACUUGAGACAUGUCUGCUAAUAGAGAGAUGUGACCUGUUACUUUUGUCUCCUAAUAAGCCCUAGGAUCAGCUUCCUCAUGACUUGUACCUAUAAUUUUCUUCCAUAGGGACCAAAAAACUUGUAGCUAAAAGGUACACACAGGCAGAUGCUUAAUUUUGCUAUUAUGACAACUAUGAUUUUAUUUCUUUGAUUCAUUUUUGAAUCUCCUUGCUGGAAAGAUAUUUUUGCUUAAAGUUUCUUAUUAAGUAGACUAAAAGCUUUCUGCUUUUCCUAAAGUUACUUAAGGGGCUUUAGCUGUUUUCUCCUUGCAGAAUUCUAUUUAGCACUAUAUUCUCAGGAAUCUCUAGAACAUAUCCUCUGGGAAUGGCAAGGGAAUUCCAUAAUUGUUUUUUCCAUCCACUUUCCUCAUGGGAAGAAUAUUUUUAAAAAAAAUACAUUCUGAUAACCAGUUUCAUAUUGUCUAUAAUCUCAUUAUAAUUCUUUCAAAAUUGUACAAAUGCAGCCUAAACUUUUAAGAAAUUUCUGUAAUAUGUGUAUAGUAAUUCAUUGUUUACUCUUUAUUAACAAAUUAAGAAAGAAAUUCAAGGUAAUUAGCCAACCAAAAUGUUUUGGUUUUUCUCAAGUUUAUUAUACUCUGAUAUUUUUCUGUUGAGGAUCUGUGUGGAUUUGUUAUACUAGGGAGGUUUUAAAAAACCUAACCACAGCAGUAUUUAUUUUCAGAUUUGAGUUUUCUUUAUUCAUUAGUCUAAAUAGUUGACUUUUUCUGAUUUUCAGUUUGUAAACAAAUACUUCAAAUUAUGUAUCCAUCAGAUUUUUGUCACUUUGGGUAUAUAAAUAUUUAAGGGCUGACAGUGAUUCAGGUACUUAAAAAUAAACUGCAUGUAGUAAGUACAAUGCAUCUACUGUACAAAAUGUGGCUUGUAGCCAAAUCAGUUUUAAGCUAUUGCUUGUUUCCUUCAAUAUUUAAAUCAGAUCUACAAAAGAAAAAUACAUUCAAUUCAUAUGGGAAUAUAGCGGUACAACUUCCACUAACCAUAACAUAAGUCUUUAAAUCCCUUUGUUGAAUUGAAUUGAAAAUAAAAUCUUGUGGGGUUGACCAAUAUGCAAUAAACUAGUUACUUAAUAUAAAUUAAAAUUUUGGCUAGCGUGUCAUUUUAAAACUAAUUAUGUGAGUCCUAUACAAUACAGACUUAGAUUUUUAGUGAAGACCAAAACUGUACAUAAAUACACAGGAUUGGCAAUAAUUUGAGACUAUGAUGCCAGGUUGGGCUUUUUUUUCUUCUUCUUCUUUUGGUCCCAUGGAAAGUCAAAAGCUUCUAGGGCCCCAAAGCUAAAAAUUAGCCCUAUCUUCUGAAGAUACUUUUGGAACUUGGUUUGGCUUUUAGUUUGAAUGGUAAUAGAGUAGGAUCCAUAGGCGGGACUUAUCUUUAGUAGGCCACAGUUUCCCCUAAUACUAUAAAGACUGGCAACUUCCUUAAUGUCAUAAGGAAGCUAAUAGAAAGGAUACCUAAGAUGAUUUGCAGAGGAAAAAUGACUCAAAGGGUCAUUAGAACUCUAGAGCUUAUCUAGUUCAAUUCUCCUCAUGUUAUACAUGAAAGUGCCUUGAAAAGGUAAGUGACUUUCCCAAGAUCUCAUUAUGACCUGUUGAUAGAGCUAGUAAUAGAACCCAGGUCUCCUGACCUAAUCCAGUGUUCUUUCUCCUACACUUUAUGUCUGUACUUAAGUAAAUGGAGACAAAAUGAGUGCUAAAUCCCUAAGAGCUUCAAAUUUUAUCUUCAUUGGGGCAGCUAGGUGGUGCAGUGGAUAAAGCACUAGCUCUGGAUUCAGGAGGACCUGAGUUCAAAGCCAGCCUCAGACACUUGACACUUACUAGCUGUGUGACCCUGGGCAAGUCACUUAACCCUCAUUGCCCCCCAAAAAACAAACAAAAAAAAUCUUCAUUGUAAAUAUCAAUUGUUGAGAGAUUUCUUUAUUUCAAAAAGGACAUCUUAUGUUCCCAGAAAAUAAUGUAAUCAAGCAAAUAUUCCAUGAAAAUCAAGCUUAUUUAGUAUUCUGAUUUUUAAUAGAAAAUGUGGUAAAGCUAAAUAAUAGAUAUGAAGAAACUGCACUUCUAAUCCCUCACUAUUUUCUACAUUUUUUGUAACUUAAAGAAAUACACAUUUCCAAAGACUGAUCUUUCUGGCAAUGUAGAAAAUACAUUUAUUUCAAAUCUGCAGGAAUAACUAUAGUGUCCAAUUUUUUUUUUCAGGGCAAUGAGAGUUAAGUGACUGCUGGGGAAAACAUUGGUAAGGUAGUUAGAGAAUAGAAGAAUGUCAGAGUAAGAAAGAUAAUUAAAGGGCUACUGUAUACUUAGAAUUAAAAAAAAUAAUAAAAUUCGAGGCUCUUGAAAAAGAAGGAGCUAGAUGCUCUAAGGAAGAGUCAGAGUAGAGCCACAGAGCUUCGUUCAGUAAGGAUCAGAGAGGGGGCAGCUAGAUGGCGCAGUGGAUAGAGCACCGGCCCUGGAGUCAGGAGUACCUGAGUUCAAAUCCGGCCUCAGACACUUAACACUUACUAGCUGUGUGACCUUGGGCAAGUCACUUAACCCCAAUUGCCUCACCAAAAAAAAAAAAAAAUUAAAAAAAAAUGUACAAGUAAGGAUCAGAGAAAGAAGAGAGGAGUAGGUGCUUGUUGGGAGACUCUCUACUCUGAGGUAUGGAGGCGAAUACUUGUCAACCUGAUAAUAACAGGGCUUGUAUCAAAGACAUAGAGAAGCUUCUAAAACUUUUAAAAAGAGAUAACUACUACCAACUUCCAGUGAUUCACAUGGGCACAAAUUAUACUGUUCAAAGACAAUUUUUUAAAUCACCAAAGAUUGGGAAGUUGGGAGCAAUAAACUGAUAGGCGCCCAAGAUUUGUUUCCCUCACUGAUUCUCACCUGAUGGUGAGAGAUGGAGAAGAUAAACUGAUGUGGGAGGGGAACACCUGAUUGAGAAAGUAUUUGAGAAAGGCAUUUGGUAAAAUAGAUAAACUGUUGUUUGAUUUGAUUUUUAAAAAGAAAACAAUUACCAGUAUCAGAAAUGAAAAGGGUGAAUUUGCCACCAAUGAAGAUGAAAUAAAGCAAUUAUUAGGAACUAGUACAAGUGAAAUGGAUGA
Dromiciops gliroides (monito del monte) is the source of this 8725-nucleotide messenger RNA. It is a transcript of the gene SGPP1, whose product is annotated as sphingosine-1-phosphate phosphatase 1. Gene Ontology annotation, cellular component: endoplasmic reticulum membrane. Gene Ontology annotation, biological process: phospholipid dephosphorylation; sphingosine metabolic process. The transcript is spliced from 3 exons. Lineage: Eukaryota; Metazoa; Chordata; Mammalia; Microbiotheria; Microbiotheriidae. Gene Ontology annotation, molecular function: sphingosine-1-phosphate phosphatase activity. The coding region runs from base 311 to 1657 and encodes 448 amino acids. The record is from RefSeq and is a predicted model, not a curated record.